UGACCUCGCAUUUCAUCUUUUUCUAUUCUUAUUGACGUGUUCCAAUGUGCUGAACAAAAUCAUGCAGUGACAUUUUUUUAUAAAUUUUUUAUAGUUUAUAUUAUUUAUUUUGAAUAUGUCUACAAGAAUUAAAUUAAACGUAAAAAAUAUAACAACUAGCUUCCAGAACUUUAGUGACGUCUUAGGUCAUGAAUCUAAGAUCCACAAUGGUUUCUCUUGUUUAGUCGUACCGAGGUCGAUUCCUCUGCGUCGACCUGAUUGCAAGUAUUACAAGCAAGACUACGUAAGAAGAAACAAUUUAGACUAUGCUAGACUUGCACUGACCCCGGCGCCGGGGAGCCGGUCUCUGAAACGCAUAGCUUCGGACAUACCGCUGCCCGGAAAAUGGCUUGAUACGGUGCAUAUGAUUCCCGGCACCCCAGGCAGAACCCGUCCCUGGCAGUCCAGCUACAGCUUCUACUAUGACAAGAAGAAUCCACAAUGCCCACCUCCGAGCCCUAAAGUGGAGGUUGAAGAGAAGGAGCCCGACGACCCCAACGUAGUCGACUGUACCUGUCCCGAUCCUUGUCCGGACACUAGUGGCUGUUCAGACGCUCCGCGGCCGCAGGUGCACAUUAUUCCGGCCUACACCCCUUGCAAAGACGGUUCCUGGGAGUCGAGCUGCAACUUCUUCUAUAAUACACAGAACCUGCAAUAUCCGUCUGGAGCCCUAACAUCAGACUAUGAUGUAAAGGGGGUCGAUAAGAAGACUGUCAGCUGCCCCGACACGACGCAGCAGCAGGUGAAAAUAAAAACUUCUUGCGAAGAGUACCUCUUCGCUAAGCCCAAAAUUAGCCUGUUUCCUAAGAGAAAAUGCAGUUUUGUUGUACCCCUGAACUUUUAUAGACGUUUCUCAUCUAAAUGCUCAUGUUCUGGUGGUAAACGGCCCGACGAUCCCGACAUCGUCUGCAGAGCUAAGCCCUUGACAGUAAGAAAAGAAAGGCAGUCGAAGUGUGGCCCUAGAAAAAAAGUCAGAAAAAUUCCUACAAAAAAACGAAGACUGAAAGCUGGUCCUGCUUAUCCCUUUCGAAGGAGAAAUUCUAUACCGAAACAGGAGAAACAGGGAGGUGACCGUCCAGUUUGUCCCCCUAAGAAGAAGAAGAAGAAGAAGAUAGUAAAAAAAGAUUGUUGUCCAAAAGGAGAUAGAAGACGUAAAGCUUGUGCUCCUCAAAAGAAUUUGCCUUCAAACGACGCUUGGAAGAGUAGUAAGGGUCCAUCUCCUUGGAAGAAGGUUCGUACAUCUUUAAGUGCCUGUCCUCGAAAGAGGGUCAAGAAACCUGAGGAGCUCAAUAAACCUGCCGGGGGACGGAGAACAUAUCCAUGUGGAGGUGGAGGUAAAGCCAAGAAAGAUAAGAGUGGUGGUUCCGAGAAGACCUGUCGCGCACUUAUUAAGCCUCGGCCCCACCCGGCUUCGAAAAAGAAAGACUACUGCGGAAAAAUAAGCGGGCCGCAAAAGCCCAAGUGUAAGAAAUAA
Messenger RNA from Helicoverpa armigera (cotton bollworm), 1513 nucleotides. RefSeq lists its product as uncharacterized. The coding region runs from base 116 to 1513 and encodes 465 amino acids. The transcript has 3 exons. Lineage: Eukaryota; Metazoa; Arthropoda; Insecta; Lepidoptera; Noctuidae. The record is from RefSeq and is a predicted model, not a curated record.